Messenger RNA from Drosophila albomicans, 1968 nucleotides. Its product is annotated as xenotropic and polytropic retrovirus receptor 1-like. The record is from RefSeq and is a predicted model, not a curated record. Gene Ontology annotation, molecular function: inositol hexakisphosphate binding. NCBI's taxonomy places the organism in Eukaryota, Metazoa, Arthropoda, Insecta, Diptera, Drosophilidae. The coding region runs from base 72 to 1904 and encodes 610 amino acids. Gene Ontology annotation, cellular component: cytoplasm; Golgi apparatus; plasma membrane. The transcript has 5 exons. Gene Ontology annotation, biological process: phosphate ion transport; cellular response to phosphate starvation.
UCUCGAAGCAACCCGAGAAUAACUUUUCACUAGUAAGCAGGAAACUAAAUCUGUCAAAUAAAUUAAGCAACAUGAAAUUUGGAAAAACCUUUGAGAGUUAUUUGACCACAGAAUGGCGACAGCAGUACAUGAAUUACUCAGAUCUAAAGGCAAUGAUUUAUAAGGCAGUACAGGAAUGUCCGAGCACAAGAAAUGCGUCGAACGCUUUGAUUUUACAGUAUUUUCUAAACUUUGAGGGCAUUUUCUUUGCACGCUUGCAUGAGGAAUUGCUUCGCGUUCAGAACUUCUAUGCCCAGAAAAUAGCCGAGGCACGUCGCAAGCUUUACAUUAUCGUACAACAACUGAAAGCCAGGACAAGUACAACCAGUAAACAUGGACCGAGCACUCGAAAUUUGCCACUCGCCUGCACCGAGUUCUACUUGAGCCUGAUAAUGCUGCAAAACUUUCAGAGUCUGAAUUAUACAGCAUUUCGCAAGAUUUGCAAGAAAUAUGAUAAGAAUCUAAAGUCAGAUAUGGGCGGUUUCUGGUUCGAGGAAUAUGUGACAAUUGCUCCCUUUGCCCAGGACAAAGAAUUACAAUCCAUGAUUGGCCAAGUCGAAGAACUCUAUACGGUACAUUUCACUAAGGGCGAUCGGGCCAAAGCUAUGGACAAGUUGAGAGUGCCUCCCUUGGGUCAAUGUGUUCCACCGAGUAAGAUCUUUAUGGCCGGUAUGGUGUUGGGAUUGUGCAUUGUGAGCACCGCCAUUGUGAUUAUUUCACUUUACUAUAUCCACAACCAACUGGAUGUGAUCACAAUCAUUGCUCAAUUAUACCGAGGCCCUAUUGCUUCAAGUCUAGCUACCUUUCUAUUUGCCCUGAAUGUUUAUGUGUGGCAGAACAAAGGUGUGAAUCAUGUGCUGAUUUUCAAUAUCGAUCUGAGGAAUCAUUUAAGUGCAGCCGCAUUUCUGGAGGUCGCCAGCAUAGUGGGUUAUAUUGUCACCAUGUCCAUGGUGUUCUUUAUCCACUAUAAAGAGUUUGAAGUAGAUACUCCAUACUACUUUCCAGUUUUGUGCAUAAUAUUGCCAUUUUUAAUGCUCGUCAAUCCCACACCCAUUAUGAAUCGAAGGGCUAGAAUGUGGAUUUUGCGCAUGAUUGGGCGCAUUCUUGGAGCACCCUUCUAUAAGGUAGUCUUCCCCGACUUCUGGAUGGCCGAUCAGUUGACUUCAUUAACCGUUUGCAUGGUUGACUAUUAUCAAUUGAUUCGUUUUUAUUAUCGCUACUGCCGAGGCAAAGCAAAUGUCUUUGAGUUUGAGCCAGACACUUGGAUCACUCUGAUUCGUUGUUUGCCCUCUUGGUUCCGUUUAUCUCAGUGUCUGAGACGAUACUACGAUAAUGAUUACAAGAAACGCAAAUUUAUAUUAAAUACCAUCAAAUAUUUCAUAAACAUUAUUGUGGUUAUUGCCUCGACUAUUGUUAUGGAAACGAAUCAUAACUACGAUAGCAUGUUUGAUAAUCCUUGGAUCUGGUUCUAUAUAUCAAUGUCCGUGAUAUCCACAAUUUAUAGCACUGCUUGGGAUUUUCUUAGUGACUUUGGAUUGUUUAAAGUCUGGAAGGGCGAAAACAUCUUUCUACGCAAUAACCUCGUUUAUUCGAAGUGGUUCUAUUACAAUGUCAUGGCUUUGAAUGUGCUGAUACGAUUCGCCUGGUCUCUGGAGAUGUAUCUAAUUUACUUCGAUUACGUAUCAGCCUUCAGUGCCAAGACAAUUAGCAGUUUUCUUGAAAUACUGCGUCGCUUUUUCUGGAAUUUCAUACGCUUGGAGAACGAGCAUCUAAAUAAUGUUGGAGAAUUCCGCGCUACUCGCGACAUUUAUCUUCACACAAUUUCCAUGACAGAUUUGAAUGACGACGACAAAAAAUUAAGCUAAGCAUUUUAAAACUUUGUUCAGACUGUCUCUAGAAUAACAAAUAAAAAGCAUUUGACUUGAAUUU